Molecule: messenger RNA, 3496 nt
Organism: Scleropages formosus (Asian bonytongue)
Lineage: Eukaryota; Metazoa; Chordata; Actinopteri; Osteoglossiformes; Osteoglossidae
Gene: b9d1
Product: B9 protein domain 1
Exons: 7
Coding region: 159-776 (205 amino acids)
Biological process (GO): cilium assembly
Cellular component (GO): MKS complex
Source: RefSeq, a predicted model, not a curated record
CUGUAUGGCUCCGAUGAGGAACCGUAUGGAAACGCCGAGAGUUGUUAGCAACGGGUGGCCAGCCGUCUAUAAGGGUACUACGACUACUGAUGUUUUCUCGAUGAAGGAAGCGGGAACGGGGUUAUUUUGGUCGCUGUAAUAUAUUACAUAAGUACGCAAUGGCGACAAAUAACCCAUCCGUGUUUCUUGUAAUGAUAAACGGGCAAAUAGAAGGAGCAAACUUUCCAGAAUAUGACGAUCUUUACUGCAAAUACUGUUUUGUGUACGGGAACGACUGGGCCCCCACCUCGGGUCUAGAAGAAGGAAUCUCCCAAAUCGCCUGCCGGGGCCAGGGGACCCAACCCGCCUUGGUGUGGAACUUCCCCUUGGAGAUCACCUUCAAGAGCACAAACCCAUUUGGCUGGCCUCAGAUCGCGGUGAGCGUCUAUGGCCCCGACACCUUCGGGAAUGACGUGGUUCGAGGCUACGGGGCCGUGCACGUCCCCCUCACCCCUGGCAAGCAUGUAAGAACUGUCCCCAUGUUUGUUCCUGAAUCUACUUCCAGACUACAGAAAUUCACAAGCUGGUUGAUGGGACGGCGUCCAGAGUUCACUGACCCCAAAGUGGUUGCUCAGGGAGAAGGGAGGGAAGUGACCCGGGUGCGGUCUCAAGGCACGGUCACCAUCUCCUUUAACAUCGUCACCAAAGACAUGAAGAAGCUGGGCUACGACGCCACCCCUUCAGAAGCUCUGUCUGCCGCAGAAGCCCGCACUCCAAGCCUGGCCCACCCCCUGUGACCGAUCCCCCCGCCCCAGCCUGGAAGAGCUGGAGGAGUCUCUGCUGUUUUCACGGUCAUGAAACGCUCAGCUCCCAUGGACCACACACCCGUACCCAGCCUCAACGAGGUCAUAAACCACCAACCUCCACGGAUCACGAAGGGACCCCUGCCACAGUUCCCGUUGUCGAGGGCAGAAAGAUUCAGAAGCCCAGUGUUUGCGGGCUGUAACCUUUGCUUGUAUAAUGGAUGCAGAAUUUCUACAUUUCAUGCAUUUAUAAUAAAACUUCCUUUUCUAUGCAAGUUAUAUGCUCACCUGUGUAAGGUACAGCCCCCAGAGCACCAUGGGAACUGAUAACAUCGAUUUAGUUGGGCAGCUCCAUGCUGACAACACCAACACCAUGUCUGUAAGUACAAGCUCAAGUGAUAGUUUAUUUUUUACUGUUGCAGCUACAGGUCCUUAAGUCACUUGCUGCUGUUUAGAUGGCGUUAAAACAUCACAUUACUCAUGUGACCUUCCUACAAAACCAUUACACAGAACAAUAUGUUACAAUAAUACAAAUGAUAAAUUAUAUUAUACAGUUAUAAUGCCAAACAAGUUGAGCACAUAUCCAUAAAAAGCAGCCUGCUCCCAGUAAUAUGAAACAGUCGGUAAAUAUACAGACACGGUAACAUGGAAAAAAAAACCAGACUUGAAUAUGCAUGUUCACAAUGUUAGUUCUGCACAGUAAAUACAUCAUGAGUACAUGGCAACAGAAGGUGGAGAGAAGGGGGGGGGGGGGGGGGGAAGGACUUAGGAUGGUUACAGGAAAGACAGUCAUGACCAUCUGAGCUAGAUAUUGUUUGUAGUUGAAGACAACAUCGCAGAACCUUUUUUCCCCAUUCUGGAGCACAGAUCUUUCAUUUUAAACUUUAAAUUUUGCAUAUUUAUAGUAUACUCAUCUGCAAGGAUAAGCAGUUUUUUUUUUUUUUUUUUUUAACAGGAUAAGAACCUGUUCAGCCCAUCACAUCUACCAGAUUAAAGUAUAUAAAGAUAGCUUAAAGCUGUCCUCCCCCCUCUUUAUGCCUGAGUAUGUGUGUUGGUAGGUAAGCUAGUUCUCUAUAGUCAGAAUCACAGCCACAGUUUGCUACAGAGCUGCACAAGGACCGAACUACACCGCAACAGUUCCAGCAGAGGGUGCUAGUGGGGACACCUAAGAAGAAAAAAAGAAAGGACAAGUUGGCAGUGAUCGCAAAGAAACCAAACCAAUCACGGGGCAGAAGACAAGUUACAAAAUAACUAUCUACAAAUUGGUAUUAAAAAGUCAAAUAUUAAAGAUCCUCCUUUUUUAAUAAAUUGCCAGAAAUGUAACUUUGGUUAAGUGUCUUUUCGUGAUAAGACCCUGCAGUUCUGUUGUGCUUGUGCGCACUUGCUCUCCGACAACUCAUGGCAGGGUAGAACGGCACAGGUAACAGGGCGGCAGGGCAAACGGCCGGUGCCGAAGUGGGACGCUGCCUGGACGGACGCGUCGCCGUUCAGAUUCGCCGAGAUCCGCUUCUCCUGUGGAGUGCCAUCUACGCGCAGAAAAACCGCUGCCUCGACCGCUCGUCCAACGAAAAGGUAAUGCACAGUGUUUAGUUCUCCCGCUAACUACAGUGAAGCGCGGGCAGAUCCCUUUAAGGUUUAUCAAAGUUUAAAAAGGAAAAAGUCUUUAAAAUUAACAGUUCAAUAAACUGCAUUGGUCAGAAUAAUCCGAGGCAAGGCUUCGUGAUGGCCUUUUAAAACUGACCGACCGGCACGGUGAUGCCAGUCUGGGGGGGAGGGGCGCACUCCAUAGGGGGUGCUGACCUACUGAAUUACAUGAACUGCACGGCAAAGGCAGGUAGACAUCUCUGACCUCUGUCACGUCCACGUGCCCGCUGUCGGCGACCGCUCGUCCAUGCAGGACCGUAGUGAUCCAGAGCCCAUUCCGGGAGGCAAAGAAUGUAAGGCUGAGUUCCCCCCUGCACUUAACUCCCAUCCAUCACAGCUCUGGAAACACACACUUAACAGGCAUGUACUCUUCAGGGUCUGAUGUACCAGGGAUAUGUUGCUGAGGAGCAGAAGAGCGGCGCACCCACUUCUGCUUCUCUCCGUCUCGGUGGGACUAGAGCUGCAGAGGAAGUUUCUGUAAGCUGCCCCCAAUCCAACCCACCAUUUCCCUUUGUUUCCCAACAAUCCACUCAUUCUGUACACACUGAAAACUCUGGAGCUGCUGAACGUGUAGAUGUUUCGGAUUGUUGGCGUGACCUGGAGCUCGGCAGUUGAACAGGCCCAAUAAGAUCAAGAAUUAAAAAGGUCUAUUUUAAAAACAGUCACUAUUCAGAGAGCCGUUAAAGUGAGCUAGCUGGACAACAACAAUGAAUUCACAUAACCACUCCACAAUCCAACCCAUCACUCUUUUCUCCAGCCUGAAUGCAUAAAGUUUAUAAAAAAAAAAAAAACUCAAACCCACACAUACACACAGGGUGGCCUGUGUUACCGUUAACAGCUGUCCUUUAAAAGGUCCAAAAGGGCUCCCUACUGCGCUCAGAGUCUGCGCUGCUCGACAAGGAGUUGCGUCCCACUUUCUCAAGUCCCAGUGCCAAGGAGAAUUUGCCACAGAGUGUGACACUUGGCUGCCGAAGCCUUUUCUGCAGGAACAGUUUGAUCGCUGUUUUGCUUGAGCUAAGGACUAAUGGUGAACCAACAAUCAACAAAAAAAAAAAAAGGAAAGAAAAAAA